CUAGCUGAAUAUGGCACACACUUCAUUCAGCUCGACUCGAGUGCAUUAGAAGUCUUCUACUCAACAGUUCGAAGAAAACCAACAAACGCAAUCAACAUGAAAUUCGUCAGCCUUGCAUUGGUCGUCCUGUGUGCAGUUGCAUACGCUGCUGCUCAAGUUGAACAUGAAGAACAACAGGAAUCUUAUAUCGUAGGCCGUGUUAAACGCCAAAAUGAUCGAGGAUCGGUUAGCAUCCAAGCGACGAAACCUCUCAGUGGCCCGGAUCGCCGACCAUCCCUCGAUGUGGACUACCACCAUCGAUUCUUUGAAAGGGACAACGCAAACGCGAACGCCUACGGAGGACUGAACAUUCGUCCAGGAAUGCCGCCGCAACCGCACAUUGGCCUCCAGGCAGAACGUACUUUUCGCAAUGGUGGUUUCAUUAGAGGAUUCGGUCAAGUUCAGCGCGGCCCAGGUGGCGGACCCUCGCCUACUUUCGGGCUGGGCGCUGGCAUGAGAUUCAGGCGAGACGCUGACUUUGAGGAGCAGGAAUAUCAAUACUAGUAGACCUGUCGGGAGUCACAGAUGAUCCACUUAGACGCCCGCAAGAGAAUGUCUCGUUAAGUGGAUAAUAACAUUCUUUAACUCGAUCCUGGGAUGCAGCAGACGAGAAAGUUAAGAAGAACGUUACCGACCAGCUGCCAACUUGCAUUUGAAUAUUUGGAUUUGAAUGGAAACUCUUCGAAUAUGCUGCAUGUCAUCAAAUACUCUUUAGAAACCAUGUUUAACUCUGCUACGGUCAUUGGGUCUUCUUUUAUCCGAUCACGUCUUCAUAUUUAUAGUACUAUUUUGUUUACCUUUCUUUUCGAUUUUGUCGCCUUCUCAUUUUGUUAAGGAUACUUUUCAAUGAGGGAAUAGUGUGAGGAAAUUAUUAUUAGACUAUGUGCUUUCACUUUUUGAACGAUGUUUGAAAUUUGUAGAUGAACUGAGGAUCCUAGCAGGGUUAAAAUGUUCAAAAAAUGCUUCAUAGUCAUUCGUGACAUUUAGGAUAUAGUGAUUACCUCGCUUAUUAUUGCAUUUGCCGUUACUUAUUACUUAUGUAUUACUUAUUAUUUAUGUAUUAUUAAUUGAUGCAUUUAUUUUAAUCUAUUAUAAUUUGUAUUUGAUGCUACGGUGCUACGACAUUAAUAGAAUAGUGUAUUGUAAAUGUCUUAAAUUAUUUUAAAUAAAUGUAGUUCUUAAAGCAUAA
Nomia melanderi (Alkali bee) is the source of this 1228-nucleotide messenger RNA. RefSeq names its product hymenoptaecin. The record is from RefSeq and is a predicted model, not a curated record. NCBI's taxonomy places the organism in Eukaryota, Metazoa, Arthropoda, Insecta, Hymenoptera, Halictidae.